Molecule: messenger RNA, 782 nt
Organism: Urocitellus parryii (Arctic ground squirrel)
Lineage: Eukaryota; Metazoa; Chordata; Mammalia; Rodentia; Sciuridae
Source: RefSeq, a predicted model, not a curated record
CUCUGGAGCCGGCUCGCUGGGGCUCCGGGAGCGGGCUGCGCGGGGCUCGGGGCCGCGCCUUGCCACCUGCAGCGCCCGGGAGGGCCGCGGGGGCCUCGGCGGGACGCGCUCGGCCCUGUCGCGGGGGACUAACGCUGGGGAUCCUUGCAGGUGGGAGUCGGGAGCGUCUCAAAGCGCCCAAGCCAUGGUGGCCAAACAGCGGAUCCGGAUGGCCAACGAGAAGCACAGCAAAAACAUCACCCAGAGGGGGAACGUAGCCAAAACCUUGAGGCCGCAAGAAGAGAAAUAUCCUGUAGGACCAUGGCUGUUGGCACUGUUCGUUUUUGUUGUCUGUGGCUCAGCCAUCUUUCAAAUCAUUCAGAGCAUAAGGAUGGGCAUGUGAGGAGGCCGGGGCAUCUGACGCUGCGCCCUCCCGCUGGAGGGUGGAGGACCACGGAGGCCUUUGGCGGGUAUCUGUGGGAAGCCAACAGGCCACGUGGAAUAGAGAAGAGGCUUCGCCACUGGUUCCCUGACCACUUCCGCCUGGAAGUCAGACCAAACUGCCUUCUCACAGAACAUCUCGGUGAAUCCGUGUCCUCCAGCGGAAAGGACAUUCUGCUUUUCUGUUGGCGGGAUUGGUAGCCACGCRGGUCGUCUGCAGCAGUGCUGUCUGUCUGGUUCCCCCUUGGUUUCACUAAUGUGUGCAUGUGGCCCUCUGAAUGACCGCUGGUUUACUUUCUACCGAUGCAAUCUCUCCUCUGUCGGGAAAUGGUUUUACAAAUAAAUGUCUUCAUUCAACCUUA